Molecule: messenger RNA, 4530 nt
Organism: Tachysurus fulvidraco (yellow catfish)
Lineage: Eukaryota; Metazoa; Chordata; Actinopteri; Siluriformes; Bagridae
Gene: atp8b3
Product: ATPase phospholipid transporting 8B3
Exons: 23
Coding region: 1-3015 (1004 amino acids)
Biological process (GO): Golgi organization; phospholipid translocation
Cellular component (GO): plasma membrane
Molecular function (GO): ATPase-coupled intramembrane lipid carrier activity; magnesium ion binding; ATP binding
Source: RefSeq, a predicted model, not a curated record
AUGACUUGGCAGGUACAAGCCAAACGCCGUUAUCCUCAUGAGCUACUAAAACCCAAGAUUUUCGCAGGCUGUCACAGGAAACGUCAUACCUGUAUUCCUGCUAUUGCUACUCUUUCGUGGUACAUCACCAUGCUGCCUCUGAUUACUGUACUGACAAUUCGAGGGUCAAAGGACCUGCUCACAGACCUGGCCCGGCGUCGCAGUGAUGACAGAAUUAACCAAAGGCACUGUGAAAUCCUUACUACCCAAGGAGAAACCAACCUGAAAUUUCGCCAGGCUCUGACUGUCACCCACAAUGAAUUGACAUGUGGUCACAUAGAAGAGCUUCUCCAGUUUUUUGAUGGGGUUGUUCGGUGCGAGGAGCCAAACUGUCGCUUGUACUCUUUCAGAGGCGAGUUACAGUGGCAGGGACAGUGUUAUACACUGGACAGUGAACACAUACUGCUCCGGGAAACUGUACUGCGCAACACUGACACUGCAUAUGGCCUUGCAAUUUACACAGGAGCUGACAGUAAGAUUCUCAGGAACACUGGCAGUCUGAAAAUCAAAAAGACACAAGUGGAGAAGAUUCUUAACAAAGUAGUAGGGAUGAUUGUCCUCUCAAUGGUGAUUAUUGCUCUACUCCUGGCUGUGGGAUCUGCACUGUUUGAGCAUUUGGUUUCCCCAAAUAUCGAAGUUCUCUCUGCCAUUGGUGGCAAUUUCCAUGCUGCCUAUUGGGGCUUCCUGAACUUCUGGGGCUAUAUCUUACUACUAAGCCCUGCAAUGCCCAUCGCCCUCUACAUCACGUUUGAACUGAUCCAUGUCUUGCAAUGCUUCCUCAUUGGUUGGGACAUUAUGAUGUACUCGGAAGAGAGCAACAAACCUGCGCAGGCCCAAACAAAGACUUUGACUGAAGAACUGGGUCAAGUGGGCCACCUGCUCACUGAUAAGACUGGAACUCUCACACAGAACCACCUUUUGUUUCGUCAGUGCUGCAUCGCCGGCCAGAUUUACGGAGAUUUGGCACCAAAUUCAAUGCCAUUGGACCUGAGCUGGAACAGCUUUUCAUGCGGUGGGUUUUCCUUCUCCGACCAGCGGCUUGUGGAUCGUUUGCGUAGACAGAGAUGUCCUGAGAGCAGAGAAUUCUUCACUGCCUUGGCACUGUGUCACACUGUCGUGUGUGAGUGGAAUGAUGGGUUUCCUCAGUACCAGGCAGCAUCUCCAGAUGAGCAGGCUCUGGUGUGUGCAGCUCGAGAGCUGGGCUGGGUAUUUCUGUCUCGCACACGAGAUUCCCUUAUGGUGAGCGAGCUGGGAAUCACACGCCAGUACAAACUGCUGGCCCUGCUGGAGUUCACCAGCAAGAGAAGGCGUAUGUCGGUGCUGGUGAGAACACCAGAGGGAGCAAUAAAACUCUAUUGUAAAGGUGCAGAUGCUGUCAUUCUGGCACGUUCGCAUGAAGGCACUCUGCAUGAAGACAGCGUAAAACAUUCACUUGAGGUUUUUGCUCAGAGCUGUCUGCGGACAUUUUGUGUUGCUGUGCGGCUUGUAAGCGAGGCUCAAUGGACGGAGUGGAGUCAUAUUCUCCAGCAGGGUGCCAUGGCAACCACAUGCCAAGACAGUCUAUUGGAGGACCUGCAUGACCAAAUGGAAAGAGAACUGAUGAUGCUGGGGGUGGCAGCUAUUGAGGACCGUCUACAGGAAGGAGUCCCAGAGACCAUUUCUAGCCUCCGACGCGCAGGGGUGAAAGUGUGGGUGCUGACCGGAGAUAAGACUGAAACCGCCGUGAAUGUGGGAUAUGCCUGCAAGUUGGUGGAUGCAGAUACAAAAAUUUUUCAAGGGAAUGAGCUCAGAGAUAUUCUUUAUUCUCCCAGCCUAGAAUUAUGUCGUAAUAAGGGAAAAGUGUCCUAUGUUUGGAGCACACACACACAGUCUCAGUGGAGUAAAGCUGCCAUUGUUGUUGAUGGAUUUGAACUUGAAGAACUGAUCAAGACACCAGAGUUGGGUGCAAAGUUUGUGUCUUUGUGCAACCAGUGCCAAUCAGUGCUGUGUUGUCGUGUCACCCCGGGGCAGAAAGCAGAAAUUGUAGAGCUGGUGAAGAAGUUUGCUUCCUCCAUCACAAUGGCGAUAGGAGAUGGUGCCAAUGAUGUGAAUAUGAUUAAAAUGGCACAUAUAGGGGUUGGUAUAUACGGUGUAGAAGAUGGUCAGGCAGUACAGAAUGCAGACUAUUCACUAGCACAGUUUCGCUUCUUGAACAGACUGCUGCUGGUUCAUGGCCAGUGGUCUUACCACCGCAUCUGCAGCUUUUUGAGUUACUUCCUGUAUAAAACCACUUCCUUUGCCCUGGUGAACAUCUGGUUCAGCUUUUUCAAUGGCUUCAGUGCCCAGCUUAUGUAUGAGAGCUGGUUUAUUUCCCUCUACUCCAUCUUGUACACAUCCCUACCUGUUCAGUGCUUGGGUUUAUUUGAACAGAACAUAAGCGCUGAGAGCUGUCUUCGCUGGCCAGAGCUCUACAUGACUGGACAGAGACAGGAGCUUUUCAACCCCCUCACCAUAUGCGCGACAAUGCUCUACUCCAUUUACACCUCCGUCAUCCUCUUCUUCUUGCCCUUUGGCGUUUUUCAGGACUCAGACACAGACUAUCAGACGUUGGCUGUUACUGUGGAAAUGUCAGCUGUUUUCUUAGUUACUUUGGAGAUCAGUCUACGCACUAAAUACUGGACCAAGUACAAUUUUGCUGCAGUUUUUGUCAGUCUGGUUCUGUUUUUCCUGUCCACCAUUGUCCUUCAUAGCCCUCGUCUGUUUACAGGGUCUCCCAAAGACUACAGUUUCUUUGGAGCUUCAUUAAAUGCCUUCACACUUCCUGUUGUAUGGUUGACAUCAUUCCUAACCAGCUGCACCGCUGUCUUGCCCUCGAUUACAAGACGAGCUCUGAAUGUGAUCAUGGUAAACCCCAACAAACACAAGGUUCAUUCGGUAAAGGAGCCAGUUGAACUACAAUCAUGGAUCAGGAACAACUCUCCUCAACAUUUGUCCUAACCAGUCCUUGAGGCCGUAAGGAGUCUUGUCUGGAGGAGACAGGAAGGAUAAACAUAUGAGGAAACUAAAAAUACUGUAUGUAAAAAUACCCUCCAGGAAUAUUAGCAUGAUAUUAUCUAAGGCAGGCAAUAGAUUUGUCAGCUUAUUUGAAGGUACAGUAUAUCAUCGUCUUUUUAAAACAUACUUCUAAAUUAUUCAGAAUGGCAUUUUUUUCUUCUUGAGACGUUUUCCUCAUCCAGCUUCAUGAAAUAAAUAAAAAAAUAAAGUGCUAAAUAAUCUCAUACACAAUCAGCAGAACAUGAACAACAUUUGUAUAACAUUUGUACAUUUUACUCUGCCUGAAAAAUUUUAUAAUAUGUAUCUGACCCGGGGAGCACGGUGGCAUAGUGGUUAGCACAUUCGCCUCACACCUCCAGGGUUGGGGGUUCGAUUCCCGCCUCCGCCUUGUGUGUGUGUGUGUGCCCUGCGAUGGGUUGGCACUCUGUCCAGGUUGUAUCCUGCGUUGAUGCCCAAUGACGCCUGAGAUAGGCACAGGCUCCCCGUGACCCGAGGUAGUUCAGAUAAGCGGUAGAAAAUGAAUGAAUGUGUCUGACCCAGCAGCAGUGAUCAUAAAGCAAAUGAUAUUUCUUUUAACUUUUUUUAUUUUUUACUUUUGUAUCAUUUACACCCACAUUUGGAAAAGUAUCAGUUUUAAAUUGAAUAUUUGAGAUAGUAUAUAAAUAUAUCGAGCAAUUAAUUUUUUUAAAUUUAUUUUUUAUACCUUGCAACCUUACAUUUCAUACAUGUCAAUUCGGCAGAUUCCUACCAGUCAAAUUAUAACUAUAAAAAAGAGAUAUGUUUUUUAGACACAAGAUUAAACAAAUACCCAAUUCAAAUCCAAUUAUUUGUCACAUACACAUACAUAGUACGACAUGCAGUGAAAUGCUUUUUAGGUCUGUCCGGUAUUCAAGCAUGGAAUUGAGGAUAAAAAUUAAACCAAAAGGACGUAGAUAAAUAAAAAAGUAUAAACUAUAUAAAAACUAUAUAAAAUAUGAAAAUAUAUGUGAAAAAUAUAUGUAUAUACAUAAAUGCAUAUAGAUGCAAUUAGCUGAUACGCCACUCUUUUUACUGAGCCAUAAAGAGGAUGAGUUUUUUUUUAUCUAAUCUUAAAAUAAAACAACUGUGAAAUGUGAACAAUCAGCUGCACUUGGGAAAGGUACGAUACUCCAGUUAAACACGUGAUGUUAACAUUUCCCGUAUUACAUAUUUAUUUUAGAAAUAUAAAUGACUCAUGGUUGCUAGGAGACAGUCAAUGACUCGAUAGUUUUCCCUAAACCUCAGAUCUUAUUUAGAUUAGGUUAUAUUUUUGGAUUUUUCCACCUUUUAGAUGUAUUGGGAGAAAUAAAUCCUGUUGCCUUAAAAAUUUGAUUUUAAAAUUCAAAUAUUUUUACGACUUAAAGGCAGGGUCUCUGAUGUUUGAAAGUCAAUAUUGACAUAUAAAAUCACCAAAACAAACACGCCCCUAACCCAAAUGGG